Molecule: messenger RNA, 6046 nt
Organism: Leptidea sinapis
Lineage: Eukaryota; Metazoa; Arthropoda; Insecta; Lepidoptera; Pieridae
Product: agrin-like
Exons: 27
Coding region: 175-5853 (1892 amino acids)
Biological process (GO): cell differentiation; multicellular organism development
Molecular function (GO): calcium ion binding; protein binding
Source: RefSeq, a predicted model, not a curated record
UCAUCGCGUCGCUACAUUUUCGUUACUCGUAGCGUCGUAGCGCGAACACCGAAUACGUUCCUUAACAUAAAAGUAAUUAUUUUGUGAUGGAAUACGCCAAGUGGUUCCACACCCAUGUGUAUUUAAUUAUGUGAUGCGUCAAGUAAGUUCAAAUGUGUCCCCGAAGGACUAAACAUGAACAGGACGGGCUACGAGUACACCGUUCCUGUGUCAAAAACAUACUAUGCGUCUAAUAGUCGACCCCCUCAAUACGACCGAGGAUAUGGCCAACUCGCUCCAGUCCCAGUGUAUAGUCCAACACACCCUCUCUCAAACUAUGCAGACAUAUAUGAAGGCAAUAAUGACACAACGCUGAGAGCUGAAGAAAAACACUGGUAUAUAGAAAAUCAUAAGAGUAUUCAACCAAACUUUUCUAACAGCAACGAUAAUGUGGCGCAAGAAGUUAAAAUUAAAAAAGAAGAAGAGAAAAAAGUUGACGCUACUAUUCCAAGAUCUGAGAUAGCACAAACGAGGCAAAGAAGAAAAGAGAAUCGUUGUUCCUGUGAAUGUUGGCCUAUUUCAGACAAUAAUGAUACUCAAAAUACUGCUAACGGAGCUAAUGGAACCACUCGGUCGCUCUCCGGUGUGGAUAUGGUAGCAUCGUAUGGAGUUUAUGGAAAUCCUCAAGAUGAUGAAAGUUCAGGGUUUGGUCGACUAGCAGAAAAACCGAACUAUGGACAAACGAGCAAUGCUCCAAUACAGGGUGUAAUAGUUAAUCAGCAAGGAAAUAGUGCAGUGAUAAGGUCUACGGCAACAGACUCCCCAAGUGGAAAGUGUUGUAUGUGGUGUAUAAAUACGCAAGAAGAUAAUUCUGAAGACUAUUGUUGGAUCCACUAUUGUAAGCCGGCGCUUAUUGUGCUGCUUCUACUAUUUUUUCUAAUUUUGUUGGGUGUUUCUACAGGGUUCUUAUUGACAAAUAACUAUUUACAUUAUCAGCCUCGACCGCCGGCUCCUGAAGAGGCCUGCGAAAAGACAUUUUGCCGCUGGGGUGCAGAAUGUGUUUCAUUGGGAGACGGGCGCGCCCACUGCGCUUGUCCUACCAGCUGUUCGCCCAUCCCGACACCUGUGUGUUCAACAUCUGGUCGGACGUACCGUAACCACUGCUACUUGAGGAAAGAGGCCUGCGAAAGAAGAUUAAAUCUUCGCGUGAAGCACGAAGGCGAAUGCGGUAAGUCUGAACCAGGAGAUCCCUGCACUGCGAUUAGCUGUCAAGUGGGUGCUCGGUGUAUUGUGACAUACGGCCAGGCAGAAUGUCGGUGUCCCCGACAGUGUCAGAGAAGGAAACUAGUGUGCGGCACAGACGGAAAGGAAUACCCCUCGGCGUGUCAUCUCGAUAAGCACGCAUGCGAAAACCAGCUCAAUAUAACCGUGAAAUAUCACGGGAAAUGCGAUCCCUGCUCGGAGCACGAAUGCCCUGAUGGUGGAAUAUGCCAGCUUAAUGAAGUACGAGCUCCUGUGUGCCGCUGUGGACCUCCAUGUGAGCUGAUGGUGCGAUCUGGAUCAGCUGUCUGUGGAUCUGACUAUAAGGACUACAUAAGUGAAUGCGCUUUACGAUUAGAGUCGUGCCGGACGAGGCAACAGCUUUCCAUUGCAUAUAGGGGAGAGUGUUCUUCAGCUCAACAUCCCUGUGAGUCGGUGAAGUGUGGGUUGAGGGAAUAUUGUACGCUGGAUGUGCACGGGGUGGCUGUAUGCGGUUGUGGUCCUGACUGUGAAGAAGUGAUCCGACCAGUGUGUGGCAGCGAUGGCAGAACAUACGACAACCCUUGCCUACUAGAUCGCACCGCAUGUUUAGAAAAUAGAGACAUCAGGGUAGCCUAUAUUGGCGCAUGUGGUGUCGAGAACCCAUGUGCCCGCGCCAGCUGUCCUUGGGGCGGUGCGUGCGUGGCCCGAGGGGGUUCACCUCAUUGCUCCUGUCCUGUUUGUGAUUCCAACAUAGCUCCUAUCUGUGCCUCGGACUUCAAUACAUACGGCAGCGAGUGUAAGAUGAGAAUGCACGCGUGCCAAGCGAGCCUCAGAGAGAAUGAGAUCAGUGUGCUCUACAAUGGAACUUGUCAAACAUGCUCGGACAUCGUGUGUCUUGGCGGCGGGGACUGUGAAUUGGAUAGUGGAUCCGGCCGACCCAUCUGUAGAUGUAACCACAACUGUACGGAACCACAGGAGUCAGAGGUGGUGUGUGGUACGGACGGACUAACAUAUCGGUCACAAUGCGAUCUAGAGUCGACGGCGUGCCGAGAACAGAGCGAUCUGCGGCUUGCAUUCAGCGGUGACUGCGCUCUUUGCGAUGGAGUUCAGUGUUCGUAUGGGGCGCAUUGUUUGGCCGGGGAAUGUGUGUGUCCAACUGAUUGUACUGGGGCGCCUCACGAACCUGUGUGUGCCAGCACAAUGGAAACUUACCCCAAUGAGUGUGAGAUACAAAAAGCUGCUUGCGGAAUUUCUCCACCUACAAGACUUCACGUUAUUUUCUACGGAGAUUGCAAAGACAGGCUCGCUGUUGUACCACCUAUAGCUAUGACAACAACCGCAAUGACCACAACAGAGGCGGUAGAAUCUACGGGAUUCUUGGGUGCGACUGAAUUUGGAACGACGAGCGCGUCGGCCUGUCGCGACAUCCGUUGCGAUUUUGAUGCCAGCUGUGAGAUCGGUUCGGAUGGCUAUCCCCGAUGCUCGUGCCUCUUUGAGUGUCCGACAGAGGACGAGUACUUCCCCGUCUGCGCGUCUGACUUCAGACUUUAUCCAAGUUUGUGCGUUAUGCGGAAGGAAGGCUGUCAGAAACAAUUGGAACUUCGCUUGCGACCCCUCGACUUAUGCAAAGGCAUGGAGGUUAGACCCUGCGGGAACAACAAGGCAAUGAUCGAUUUAUCUACGGGCCUGGAAAUAGACUGCGGAAAUGGACCUCAUCGGCAGGACUGUCCCGUGGGGAGUUACUGCCACAUCACGCUUACAGCUGCGAGAUGUUGCCCGAAAAAUGAGACAAAACAAGUGGAAGAUAAGCGGAUUGUGCUCUGUACGGAGAGUAAAUAUGGGUGUUGUGCGGACGGGUCGAGUGCAGCCAUCGGUCCUAACGAGGAGGGGUGUCCGAUUACGAGUUCCAGUUGCGGUUGCAAUAGACUUGGCUCGCUCUCUGAUCGUUGUGACGAUAGCGGUCAGUGCGUGUGUCGGCCGGGUGUGGGCGGCCUUAAGUGCGAUCGAUGCGAGCCCGGCUAUUGGGGACUGCCACGUAUCGGCUCAGGACAUACUGGCUGUAUUCCUUGCGGUUGUUCGGCGUUUGGAUCGGUGAGAGAAGACUGCGAACAGAUGACUGGACGUUGUGUGUGCCGCACUGCAGUGCAGGGACAAAAGUGUACUGUGUGCGCAGACCACAGAAGGAGGCUUGGACCAAACGGAUGCUCAGAUCCUGAGAGCGUAGCUGUGGCGGAGUCUUGUGCCGAGUUGUCGUGUUACUUCGGGGCCGUGUGCACGGAGCGCACUGGCGGAGCAUUAUGCGAAUGUGCAGCCGGUGCGUGCCCCGACAGUGAUCUCAACAUGCUGGUAUGCGGGAGCGAUGGGAAAACAUAUGAAUCGGAGUGUCAUCUCAAACUACAAGCAUGUAGAACACAAGAGGAUAUCGUAGUCCAAGCGUUUGGACCUUGCAAAUUGUCUGAGGUCCAAGGAACGGCAGGUCCUCACAGACCCUCAUCACCAAUACAGUUCACCCAACAAGAUGAUGGGGCGGCAUCAAAAUCGACAAGACAUUUACUCAACCCUGACAAAUAUUAUAAUAAAUAUGACUGGAUGAAAAAGGAAACUCCGAGCGACUUUGAUACUAUUCUAUCUGGACAAAAGCACAAAGGUUCACAAACAGCAACAACAGCCACGGUUGGUGCAGUGGGUGCAUUAUUAGGAGAUCUUUGUACUGAGGACUCCGAUUGUAGCGCGUUACCAGGAGCCCAGUGCGCUAGAGGAGGUUGCGUCUGUCGCCUGGGUUAUAUACCGACCACGCAUCGCAAGGCAUGUGUUGAACAAUCGGCACAGGAGACCACAGAAGAAUACAGUGCGUGUUUAUCAGAACCCUGCUAUAAUCUCGGCACUUGUAUUGACCUACCCGGCUCCACUUACGCCUGUGUGUGCGCUGACCAUUACACUGGUAUAAAUUGUGAAACGGGCCUGAAAGAAGAUUCUACAAUUACAUACAUAGAUACCCCGGCUUUUGACGGAUCAGCGUAUAUUCGCUUGAAACCAUUGAAGGCUUACCAUAAGUUUAAUAUUGAUAUUGAGUUCAAGGCGUACUCGCAAAACGGAGUCAUAUUGUACAAUCAGCAGAAAAUCGACGGUACUGGGGAUUUUGUUUCCCUCGCUCUCGUGAAUGGAUAUUUAGAGUUCAGAUAUAACCUCGGUAAUGGAGCGAUAAUACUUAAAUCCCCUGAAAGGAUAAGUUUAAAUGAAUAUCACAAAGUUUCUGCAAAAAGAUAUCAUCGCGAUGGAAUAUUAUCUGUGGACAAUAUGGACGACGUGGCCGGUCAGUCGUCUGGCAAUCUCAAAGCUUUAGAUCUCGCUGACGACGCUUAUAUUGGAAAUAUUCCUACAAACUAUACCAGGGUGUACGAUAACAUUGGAACGCGGAGGGGAUUCGUCGGCUGCGUGAAGCACUUGAAAAUAAUACGUCAUCAAGUAACAAAGAAGUUGGGACGGCCGGAUUCAUUAGUCGUUUCUAUAGAAAACGUCCAAGAGUGUCAAUUGAAUGCUUGUAUGAGUAUGCCGUGUAAAAAUGGCGGUAUCUGUAGAAGUGUCGAGAGGUCAGCUACUGAGUAUACCUGUAGGUGUCCUAUCGGAUUUCAUGGAGCCAAUUGCGAUGAAAAAUUAGAUCCGUGCGAAUCGAAUCCUUGCGGAAAUGAUGAAGGACUAUUGUGUGACAUCGGACCUGACGGAGGACACGUCUGUCGAUGUUUAUUUGGGGGUGAAAUUGGAUCAAAUGGAAAUACUUGCAAUAAUGAUGUAAACGUUGUGGAAGAGACGUGGUCCCCUCAAUUCAACGGGACGAGCUAUGUUGAAUUAAUGCCCCUAGAAGGGCUGGGUAAAUCGUUCCGCAUCGAAAUUUGGUUUUUAACGAACCGAUUUUCUGGAAUGUUGCUCUACACCGGCCAGUCUAAUAAAGCUAAGGGGGAUUUUAUAGCUAUUAACUUAGUUAAUGGGUACCUUCAGUUUAGGUACAACUUGGGGAGCGGAGUUGCUAAUAUAACGUCACCGGUGGGUAUAACGAAAGGUCGAUGGCACCGCGUCCGUGUCGCGAGGGUAGGUCGCCACGGCAGCCUGCAGUUCGACCAUCACCCGAUACAACGUGGCCACUCGGCGCCGCCCCUCACACACUUAGAAUUAACGCUGCCGCUCUUUAUUGGAUCUUUGCCCGCAUACAUACGGCCCCACAAAAUGUCGGGGGUGACCAGCAGUUUUAUUGGAGCGAUUCAACAGGUUUUCGUGAAUGGGAAUCCACUGUCUCUGUACAGUUCUGAUACAGCUAAGUGUGGUGUUGUUCCUGAGGAGGAACGGUUGCCUUGCGCCACUACGGGGGUAACAAAGUACACAGGACCGCCUUGCGGAGAUGGGCUCACACCGUGUAAGAACAACGGUUCAUGCAUACCCUUAUUAAACGAGUACAAAUGUGUGUGUCGCGACGGCUACGAGGGGAGGAACUGUGAGGUGCAAUUAAAAGUAGAGAUGUUGAAUGAUGAGUCCCCUAUUAAGUUCGACGGAAAUAAUUACUUCUCCUACAGAAGCAGGGGAGGACGCAGUUUACACACUAACCCGCCGUUUGGUAAUGGACAUUACGAUGUAAGAUAGCAUUAUGGAGAAUAAUUUAACGAUUCUUAUAGAUUAAAAGAUCAACUUUAAGAUUUAGAAAUCGCAGUCUUCGUGGUAUUAGAUACGAAAUUAAAUUCCGUACUUUUAACGACUCUGGCCUUUUGCUAUGGAGACGUAAGAUAGGUAUAAGACCAAGAGACUUUAUUGGUCUUGGUCUUAACGAUGGAAAACU